Sceloporus undulatus (fence lizard) is the source of this 3702-nucleotide messenger RNA. Its product is annotated as probable UDP-sugar transporter protein SLC35A4. The record is from RefSeq and is a predicted model, not a curated record. The transcript has a single exon. Bases 9 to 983 code for a protein of 324 amino acids. Gene Ontology annotation, cellular component: Golgi membrane. NCBI's taxonomy places the organism in Eukaryota, Metazoa, Chordata, Lepidosauria, Squamata, Phrynosomatidae. Gene Ontology annotation, biological process: pyrimidine nucleotide-sugar transmembrane transport. Gene Ontology annotation, molecular function: pyrimidine nucleotide-sugar transmembrane transporter activity.
UCACAGAAAUGUUAUUGCACAAAGGUUAUCAUGCUGUUGGUAGCCUGAUAAGCCCUACUGCUGCUCUGGUACCUGAGAAGGUCCUGUGGGGGCUGAUGCUGAUCCUGUCUGUUGUUAUCUAUGGCUCCCAUGCCCCACUCUUGACUCUCAGCAAAGAGAAUGGCCAGAUCCCAUUCAGUGCCUCCUCUGUGGUGGUUUUGAUUGAGUUAACAAAGUUAGUUUUCUCCUUAGUUUUCCUGCUAAUCUGGGACUGGAGACAACUAAGGAUCUCAGUGUCAUGGUAUCACGCUGCUCCUUUUGCUCUCUCAGCUUUGCUGUAUGCAGCUAACAACAACUUAGUGGUUCAUCUGCAGCUGUUCAUGGAUCCUAGUACAUUUCAGGUGCUAAGCAACUUAAAAAUUGGAAGUACUGCCCUUCUUUUCAGUCUCUUCUUGCACCAAAGACUGACUCUGCGCAAGUGGCUAGCCCUCUCCCUACUGACAGCUGCUGGAGCAUUUUAUACAUAUGGAGGCCUACAGGACCCAGAGCACUUGCGUGCCUCUGACAUGCAGCUGCACAUUACUCCCAUUGGCUUGGUGCUGAUCUUGCUGUAUUGCCUGAUUUCAGGCCUAUCUGCUGUCUAUACUGAAGUCGUAUUGAAGACCCAGGACCUGCCUCUUAACCUUCAAAAUUUGUUUCUUUACCUUUUUGGUGUUAUGCUGAAUAUGAUUAUCCAUCUGGCAAGCAGCUCAGCAGCUGGGUUUCUGGAGGGCUUUUCAUUUUGGAUAUUGUUAGUUAUUAUAAGCCAAGCCUUGAAUGGUUUGAUAAUGUCUGUGGUCAUGAAACACAGUACUAAUAUCACUAGACUUUUUGUGAUCUCCUGCUCCAUUAUGGUUAAUGCUCUGCUCUCUGUCAUCCUCUUUAACGUCCACCUAACCACCUUUUUUUUCCUUUCUGUACUGAUGAUUGGCUUGGCAGUUUACUUGUAUUACGGGGUCAAAUAGCUUUCAUGUUUGUGUCUUCUGGAAGUAACCCUCUGCCCAACAUGUGUUAUCAUGAAAAGAGAAUAAUGGCUGAAAGUAUUUCAGAUCUUUCUUAAAUCUCAUCACAUUUACUUUGGAAUGGCCUAUGCUUUCCUUCAGCCCCUGCUUUCCAUCUCGUAUCUAAUUUUGACUGUGCAGCAACAGAACCUUGGUCAUAAUUUUAAAAGGAGUUAUGGUCCAGAAACACCUGGAAAUGCAGUAUUCCUCUAAAACAAGUUUUGUUUUGUUUUUUAACCAAGGAAAACCUUGUAGAUACUGGAACCAAGUUUUAAGGGAAGAUGUCACCUACAAUAGGAUCUGAUAGGAUGAAAUUGCCUUAUCAACCCACUAAAGCAGCCCACCUCUGCCUAGGGGAUUUUAUCUGGCUUUUCUCUCAGCUCAAAGAAAGCAUGUUUUCAUUGGUUGGACUGUAGCUUAAACCGAAAUAAAUUUCAUAGUAAUCUUAUUGCUAGCUGCCUAACAGGGCAUGGAAGCAGAUUGCUAUAUAAGAGUUCAUUUUCGUGUCUUGCUUGGGGAGGAUGGGCUAUGGGAGAAAAAGAGUCACCUUCUGCACUUCUGGUACAAUCUGUAUGUAGUUUGUUUUGGCUCAUAAGAUGAAGGCAGCAUUUUUGUUUUUGCUCUUGAAUCUUUAAUAUUAAAUAUUUAAUAUGUUCUAAUAAUAACAGAAUGGCAGACUCCUGUACAAUAACUAUCCACUUCUUUAAACCUUGUUGUCUACCUAAUGAAGAAUCUUCGAAGGGGAGGAAUCAUGGUGCUUUCUUGAUGGACUGCAGUAGAAUAAUUUCCCAGGCUUCCACCUAUGUAUAUCUGUGUAUCUGCAGCUUUUUAAAAACAAAGUACAAUAUUGAUUCAGAAAGAGGGCUGUCUGAACAAGGUUACCUGCUAUCCAUUCUCUGUAGGGGAAAUGUUUGGCUUCUGUCAUUCUCUUUCUUGCAGAAUUUCAGUCUAGUGAUCUGAUAAUUGUCAAAGUUGAUAAAGUGCCUUUUGCAGAUUGUAUUCUUGCUUUUCUGUAAUGCCUGUUCCUGAAAGAGGCCACUACUCCCAGACAGAUUAUGACAGAUGUGUUUUUUUAAAACCCACCAAGUGAAUUGUACCCUGCUGUUGCCUAAUGCUUUGCUUUUAUUCCUGUCUGAAAAAAAUUGUCUCAGUUUUCCCUUCUGUCUUGCAUCUGAAUUUGGAGCCUUUCCUGAAUAAGUAGUGCAGCAUAUCCUGUGUGUCAUUUUUUUUCCAGUGGGACUCUGGAAAUUUGUUUUCAUCUUCUGAUUAUUGAAGAUACUAUACUGUGUAAUGCUAUGUCAUUGGUCAAACAACCCUGUCCCAUUUCAAGCUAUGCUGUUCCAUCAGAUUCUGACAUAGGUAGCAUUUCUGCUGUCACCCAGCCAAGAUUUCCCAUUUGCCAUUGCACUUUCCCUAGAGCCAAUACAAGUUUACCUCAGUUAAUAAAGUAGAUGUGUCUCUGAGCAUUACUUCUUUAAUGAAAAAUAUGGUAGAAAAGGUAAUCAAGGUACUGUUAUCACAGGCUUUCUAGUUUUUAAUGGCACAUCAUUUGAGCAAUGUGCUAAAUUGCUGAAACAUAAGUUGAUGUAGCACACCUCUUCAGCAAAAUAAGAGGCACCGUCAAAGUGGAAAUCCAAGAGAUCAAAAUUUUCAGGAUGGAUGAGUAAAUUGAAUGAGGAUUUUAUAUUGUAUUUUGGCAGGAGUGCAUCUGGCCCAAGGAAACUUUUUUUCAAAACUAACAGUAUGCACAUGUAAAAUCAAACAUCCAAGACAGGUGAGCCUUGCAUAAGUAAACAAACGUUCUCUGCCAUCUAGAGACCAUUUGAAGGCUCUUCCCAAAUUAGUCCAGGAAUGACUCACCAGCCUCCACUUUUCUUAAGAUUUCCAUUUUUGUGGCCCUAUAUAUCUCUGCUUUUUAAAAUAUGUUGAUUGUAGCUCAUGAGGCAGGCUCAUCUAUUUCUCAGUUUUGUUCAUGCGUGCUCAGUAAGGGGUUCUAGAGACAGCCUGUUUUAGGUUGGCACACAUGUAAGCAGCAGAAUCUGGUAGAGAAGAAUCCCACUGUUUUCUAGCUCAAGCUUUGUCUGUUGCGUUUACUGUAGGCACACAACCGGAACCCAACACUGAAAGCCUGCGUUUCUCUAGCCUUAUUUCAUUCUCCUCCCAGUGCCAGUGCUGGUUUUCCCGCUAGACUGAGAAGAAAAAAGAUCAAGGGCUCAUCAAGCAUAAAAAAUAUUUGCAAAAAGGAUCUUCGCUGUCAGAGGCUUUGUUAACUGAGGUAUGCCUGUACUGUCACCCUGUGUCAGCUGCUACAACACAAGUGAUUAGAAAUGUUCUCUUUGCUCCUUGCUGUCACUUGCCUUGUUUUAUCUUGCCUGCAGCAUUCUCAAUUACUGAUAAAUUUAAUAAAACAGAAUAAUCACUCAGCUUCUUAUACUCCAAUGCUGGGAACAACAGGAGAGAGGAAAGCUGACAGCAGCGCUAGAUUAGAACUGUGAUAUACAGGAUUCCUGGUUGCAGUUCUACUCUUGGGUGUAUUUGUGGGGAGGUACUGUCCUAUCUGUCGUGAUAACACUUUGAGUAAGUCGGUGAUGAAAUUGUAUACACUCAGGUUCAGCUAGUAUCAGUGCUAUGCAUCAAGUAAUAUCUAAACUGGAAUAAUAUUAAAAUAUUUCCAAGGUUUUUA